Messenger RNA from Ruditapes philippinarum (Manila clam), 1074 nucleotides. RefSeq lists its product as uncharacterized. Lineage: Eukaryota; Metazoa; Mollusca; Bivalvia; Venerida; Veneridae. The record is from RefSeq and is a predicted model, not a curated record.
UAAGUUGUUUAAGAAAUAUUUAGAUUUUUAUAUAUCUUCUCUUUGAUUUUUAUAUCUUUUUCAUUUUAAUUCCAGAUUUUUUGUUAAUCUCGAGCAGCGAUGAUGUCACGAGGUUACCAGGGUUACCGUGAGGACUCUUCGGUUUCCGACGCUGUAUUUUCCGAGGAAGAGAGCGGGUAUCAGGACUAUUACUCUCCAAAUAACUAUAACUACAACCAUAACAACAAUGUGUUCAGCCCGAAUUCAUCUGUGACCUCAUUUACGGAUAUUUAUUCGCCAAGAAAUAUAAAUACAUCUGUGACUUCAUUAUCUGAGUAUAAUUCUUCUUCACGGAAUAUAAAUACAUCUGUGACACCAUUAGGUGAUUAUAACUCGCCAAGGAAUAAUAACGCUAGAGAAUUAAAUUCUCCCACAGUGUCUAACUAUAGUACAUAUUCACAGGAAGUUAAAUAUAUUUUUGACCCAAAUUUUGGUAUGCAGCAAAGGUCAAGGUCACACUCAAGUGUAAAAAUGCAAUCAACACCUUCCCAGUUUGAACCCAUUGACCCUUCAGGGAAUUCAACAGAGGAUGACUACUCACAAAUCCAAUACCCAAAUAGAAAACCUAGUGUUCAAAGGAAAACCAGUAAUUCUAGUCAGUAUAGUUACAAAGGUCAAGCACAGAAUGUAGGUCAAGGGCAAAGUGGAGGUCAAGGACAUAAUGGAGGUCAAGUGUAUGCAAAGAAUCCACCACCACCUCCACCAAGAACUUCAAGCUCUGCUUCAGCCUCUCAGAUUUCUCAACAAGGUGACGCAACUCUCACGCCAAAGAAGCCGUCGCUCACACAUUCGAUGUCGGCAUCAUAUUCAGCAUAUUAUUAUCCCUAUAACCAAACACGACGGAAGACAUGGUCUCCGGAAGGGUUCAGACAAGGCUACAAUGUGGCCAGCAUUAAGAGAAAUCAUAGAUUACGUAGCUAUAGUAACGAGCAACUGAUAGAGUCAAACGUUGAAGUUCGUGACAGAGAUCACAUCUAUGAAGAAUUAGAGGCUGGACCACCUAAGUUAGCACCAAUUAGUGGAAUGUUGAAUAGG